Molecule: messenger RNA, 1615 nt
Organism: Cylas formicarius (sweet potato weevil)
Lineage: Eukaryota; Metazoa; Arthropoda; Insecta; Coleoptera; Brentidae
Exons: 2
Coding region: 47-1279 (410 amino acids)
Source: RefSeq, a predicted model, not a curated record
CAUUCACGAUCCGAGAGACAGACGUAAACGAAAUAUUACCGUGAAGAUGUGUGUGAACACCGAAAAUUGCCACUGCGAAAUAAAUGAUUGGGUCGGCGAGAUGCUGAAGCGGGAAAAUUUGUCGAAAUACAACGUAAUUGUGAACGGGACAUCUGAAAAGGGAGACGGAUAUUUGGGUGACAUAAAAUUCGUACACGUGUGGGGAAAUGAGUCCGACGGCAACGUACGCGAAUUCGACCUCGUCAUAAAACACGGAAAGAAGAACGAAGACCUACGGCAGAAAUUGCCAGUGCGACUUGCUUUCCAGCGCGAGAUUUUUGUUUACACCAGAGUCAUGCCUACAUUCCAAACGUUUCUGAUGGAGAAAGGCCUAUGUAGGUUCGAUGCGGCUCCCAAAUGUUACGGUACGCUACUUCUAGAUGAUCAAGAGGUUAUAGCUUUUCAGAAUUUGAAGAAAAUUGGAUACGAGUUGCACGAUAGAAGGAUUCCGAUGGAUUUGGAGCAUCUCCGGCACACUUUGGGAGUUUACGGGCAGUGGCAUGCAAUGUCACUCGCUCUUAAGGAUCAAAAUGCGGAACAGUUUGAAAAAUUGGGACGCUUGGGUUGCGUUUGGAAGGCUUUCUCGAAAAAUAAAGAGUUUCAGGACAUGAUUGUCGGCACCGAAAACGUGUUUCGCAGUAUCCUCGAGGAAAGAAAUGAAAUUGAGCUGCUGCGUAAAUUUAAAGAGAUGAUAAAGCCGUCGAUCUGGGACGUUUGGCAAGAAUUGUUACAAGUAGAUGAAGAACGGAGCGUGAUUAGUCACGGCGAUUGUUGGAACAACAAUUUUAUGUUUAAGUAUCGGGUCGAAGACCGACUACAGCCUACCAAAGUAUCUCUCCUGGAUUUCCAACUUUCGCGCUUAGCAUCUCCCGUGUUUGACCUGUCAUACCACCUUUACCUAGUUUGUUCUGAAGAAGAACUGAGAGAUUUUACGAAGUUGUUACGGAUAUAUCACAAAUCUCUGUCGCAUCACCUGAGGCACCUAGGUAGUGAUUCGGAUAAACUAUUUCCAUUUUCGACGCUGAUCGAUCACUGGAAAAAGUAUUCGCUCUUUGGAUUGAUACUGAGCGGAACAGUCCUGCCGCUCACCACAAGCGAUAAAGAGGACACCUUGAACAUUGAAGAUUUGGACGGGGAUUCGAUUUCGAAUUUGCUAACGAAGUUUGCUGGAAGUUCCAAAACGAAUUUGGAAAAUAGAAUCGUGGCGAUUGCGAGACACGCGGUAGAAUUUGAAUUUUAAGUACAUUGCAUUUGGACAGCAGUGUGUCAAUGUGAACAAUGUGUCAUGCAUAUGUUGACCAUUGUGACUACAGGGUCGCCAAUGGUUUUUUCAGAUAAGUCCAAUCGCAUCUGGGCUACAUUUUUCAUACAGUCGUUUUAUAUCACUUAAUACAUUCAAAAUUUAUAGCUAUUUAUUGCAAUAUGGCAAUGUUUUUGUAAAUUAAUGUUUCAAAGGUGUGGGUAGACAUGUGCAACCCGGAGUUGUUUAUGUGUAUGUUAAACUAGUUUUUACAAGAUGAUACCACAACUUCUUAAAAGGCAUGUAAAAGAGAUUAAAAUUCAUUUUUAGCAAAAA